UGAGGGGAGUUGGGCAAAGGAGCAAAGGCUUCUAUAACAGAUGGAGAACCAAACCAGGGCUGAAAGGGCAGUGAAUACUGGACUUACAUUUGUCAGGUGGCCAGCAGUACCAAUGGAAACAGCACGAAGUGGAUUUUUUUCAAUCAUCCUCCAGCCAGGUUCCAGGAAUAAGGGAAUCAUGGGAAAAGUUUGGCACACAGUUUAAUGCAGUGGUAUCUCCUGUACAGUUUACUAUGAGAUGUAUGGUGUGUGAGGACUAUACAUAGAGACAAGAUGUGGAUAAUGAAAUUAUCUUUCAAAUUUCGGGGGUGAAGGUGACCUAACAGUGUGACUCCUGUGCAAUACCCAUGGCUGGGGUGAACUAUCAUGUGCACAAAAAUGGAAGAAAGCAAGAAAAAUAAAAAGCACAAAUAUACAGACUAAAAAAUAUACUGACUAAAAAAUACAAGACAAUAUGGCAGAAAAAGCCCUGAGUUGGAGCAACUGUUUUGACAAUAGCAGCUAUACACACACAAACCCUAAGAAUGAUCACAUGGACGGACGAGAAGGAUGAGUUUUUGGAUAUGGGACGAGUGAGAGUUAUUAUGGCCCCUGGGCAAGGCGUACAGAAGCAAAAGUUCCUGGGAAGGAAGGAAGGGGGGUAACUCAGGACGGAGGAUGCAAGCAAGGAAGGAGUGGCUGCUGGCCACAGACACAGCUGGUUCCUGACAGAGGAGGCCCAGGUCCUGCUGCCUGCUGCUAUCACCACAGCCAACAUUGCUGCCUGGCCUCCCCAGGGGCUGCAGCCCUGCAACAUGCUGAAACACACACAAACUGUAACAUACAAACACACACUUCUCUUUUGAGCUGCAAUGGAAGGCAGGGCAGGAGGAGGGUUCAGAUGAGAGCACAGCCCCUCAGCCAGAGCCACGAGGCAAGCUGUCCUGCCACUGACACACACUCAUUCACACACACACACCCUUGGUAGCCUCACACACACACUCUGCUAUAGAGUUGAGAAGAGAGGCAAAAAGGGCGAAAGAACGAGAAGAAGAAAGAAAGGGAGAUGUACAAGCAAGAUGUGCCAAUUUCACCUACAGGAGACUGCAAAACAGACAAGGACUGUUAGUUGUGGAUAUUAACAUACAACUCUCAUGCAUUUUCCUAACUCAAAGUCGCAUGCAGACAUGAAGCAAAGAGAAAAUACCAGAGGAAUCCAAGAAUAAUACAACCAGGAUCAAAGUCUUCGAUGAAGGCGUGAAAGGAAGAAGAGGAAGCAACCCCUGGCUGUUUCUCAUUUUUCACUUUCUGGAGUUUUAACUGCAGCUAAGUCCUUGUCCUCGCAUGGCAGUUCGUGGGGUCAGUUAUUGAUCUACUGGGGUCUCAAAGGUAAACUGGGUGAAAAUUAUGAGGAAAAACAUGGAAAGCCUCAGGCACACUUUAUUACAGAGAACAUUCAGCAGGAAAACUUUCUAAAUGUUUGGAUUUAAUAGCAAUUUUUGGAGUUAACCGCCUUGUGUCUGUUUCUGCUACCCCACUUGGACCUACGGGCUCUCAGUGUGCACCAGAGUGCUUCACACAAACAGUGUGUCACUUAAACUCCAAGCCCCUCACCUCGCAAAGACAGUGGAAAGUUGAGACCGUAGCACUGGUAAUUUGAAGGUUCAAACAUGUCUGCUGAGGUCCAUCUGGAGCGUCAGAAGAAGGCCGACCUGAGAGGUGGGACUUCCUCUGCUCCAGUGUUUGCUCCACGUGUUCCCACGGUCACACUGAUUAGCCACCGGGAGCUGAAGGAUAAACACUCUGCCCAGAGAUUCCAGCCUGGAAUCCUUGAUCCUAGCCUGGCAACCAGCAGCCACUACAGAUGUAGUGAAGGUAGCAGAGUGCAGAAGGUUGGAACAAUGCCAGAUUCACCUGCGGAUGUGAAAACCCAGCCCAGGUCCACCCCACCCAACAUGCCUCCGCCACCCCCGGCUGUCAGCCAAGCAACCAAUCGCAGUGCUUCAUUCACCCCCACCACCAGUAAAUCAAUGCUGAAUGGGAGCAGCCACUCUCCUACAUCGCUGAACGGUGCUCCGUCCACUCCUAACGGCUUCAGUAACGGGCCGGCCAUGUCCUCAACGGCCUCACUGUCCAACCAGCAGCUCCCGCCAGCUUGCGGUGCCCGGCAACUCUGCAAGCUGAAGCGCUUCCUGACCACGUUGCAGCAGUUUGGCAACGACAUAUCACCUGAGAUUGGAGAGAGAGUACGCAGCCUUGUGUUGGGGCUGGUGAACUCCACACUCACUAUCGAAGAGUUUCACUCCAAACUUCAUGAGGCCACCAACUUCCCUUUGAGGCCGUUCGUCAUUCCCUUCCUGAAGGCAAACCUGCCUCUGCUACAGAGAGAGUUGCUCCACUGUGCCAGGUUGGCCAAGCAGACUCCAGCUCAGUAUCUGGCUCAACACGAACAGCUUCUCCUGGACGCCAAUGCCAGCUCACCCCUCGACUCCUCCGAGAUCAUGCUAGAGAUGAAUGAGCACGGCAAGAGAAGGACCCCUGACAGGACCAAAGACAGCUCAGAGAGAGAUGGGUUGCACCCGGAGCACCUAGCUAAGAGGCCCUGCACCAUCAGCCCUAGCCAACGCUUCAGCCCCAGCACAGGUCUUCCUGCUCAUCCACCUCCUAAUGGCCUCCCCACACACCCUCCCAAUGGCCUGCCCCACCCACCCAACCCCCAAGUGGGACCACAGCACUAUCGCUUAGAAGACAUGGCCCUGGCGCACCAAUACAGAGAUGCUUACAGGCAUAACGAACACCGCGACGCCCGAGACAGGCACCGGCAGACAGCAGUGCAUGGAGCUCGCCAAGAGGAGGUGAUCGACCACCGUCUUACAGAUCGAGAGUGGGCAGAGGAAUGGAAGCACCUUGAUAAUCUCCUGAACUGCAUCAUGGACAUGGUGGAGAAGACACGCCGCUCCCUGACGGUGCUGCGCCGCUGCCAGGAGGCCGACCGGGAGGAGAUGAAUCACUGGAUUCGGCGCUACAGUGACGUGGAGGAGAUGAAAAAAGGUGGGAGCAACGGACAGCACUGCCUUCCUCCUCCUCUUCCUCCAGCUACUCCUCACCACAACUCCUCCUCCAACACAGCUAGCAGCAGCGAGUCACUGCCCAUAGGAACUUCCUCGGCUGCUGAAAGGCAGACAGGCAGACAGACAGAGAUCCACCGAGACUUCUUACACAGGCCUCCCUCAGGAUACUUGCCAGAAGAGAUCUGGAGGAAAGCUGGUACUACAAGCAUCCCGCUCUCCCCAGCCCUAAAGCACCUCCAAAACAAGCAGGAGGAGGCUGUGAAUGAGGUGAAGCGACAGGCGAUGUCAGAGCUGCAGAAGGCAGUGUCAGACGCCGAAAGGAAGGCUCAUGAGAUGAUUUCAGCCGAACGCUCUAAAAUGGAGAGGGCGCUGGCCGAGGCCAAGAGGCAAGCCUCUGAGGAUGCACUAACAGUCAUCAACCAACAGGAGGACUCCAGUGAAAGCUGCUGGAACUGCGGGAGGAAAGCCAGUGAGACGUGCAGCGGCUGCAACGCGGCUCGCUACUGCGGCUCCUUCUGCCAACACAAAGACUGGGAGAAGCACCACCAUGUCUGUGGUCAAGGCCUGCAGGGGCUGCCAGGGGGCAGCAGUGUUCCUCUAGGCACCCCCUCCUCCUCCACCUCCUCAGCGUCCUCCAGUGCACCCCCCACCCACUCGGAGAGCACUCCUCCAGGACCCCUGUCCCUGGCAGGCCAGAGCAGUAUUGCGGGAGGGGCUGGCAGCGGCAGUGGAAGUGUCUCUGCCAGCCCCAAGGAGAGCAGUUCCAGCAGUGCCUCGCGCUCCACAACUCCAGCUACCCCCGCACUACUGGAUGCCACCUCUCGUUGACGUCUGACCUUUGUCCCUUCCCUGCAUACUGAUGCGACAGUGCCCACACUCCACACAAAACCAAACUGAGGAAUCUUCAUUGCACACUGCCCCCCCCCAUUCUCCCCCCUGCCCUUAUUUCCCUCUUAUCGUAAGCUCUUCUGAAAAUCUUCUCACUACCUGAUGAAAGACUCAAUUUGUCACCUUCAAAGAUUCCAGCCUGGGGUUCAGUGUAGUGUAAAGCAUGAAUAGUGCAGUGUCUCCUAUCUCUGUAACGGAAACAUAUCAGAUGUGUUUGCUGAGAACAUGAGCUUUGAUGUAAUGUAAGUAUGGUAAACAGUGUCCGUGUAAGGACGCAGGACAAGGGCUGUAGUAAGGCAACAUCGACGGGGGGGUGACUAGGCUGAUUAGCACUUGGCUAGGAAUUUCCCUUUAAUUAAGUACCAAUGAGAGAACAGUACCUAGCCCUGAGAUGUGCACUACUAGUCCAAACAGUUCACCGAUGUGGCACUUUCUCUACAGUGUCCUAAUGGAGACAGUUAAGGAACAUAAUACCUUUUUUCAAAUGGAUGACAGAAGGGGAAAAACCUAUGAUGCGAUUAAUUCCUCAGAAACACAGCUUAGUAUUUAUUAAAUGUUUCUUUCUGGCUUUAAGGGGAAAUAAAGAAAAGUCCAAAUAUUCUAAAUAAAGAAUAAUAGUAAUGCUGAUGAUGCUGAUGAUGACAACGAUAAUGAUAUGAAAUAAAUUAAUUUUAAACUGCUAACUACCUUGCUAGCGAGCCAAGAAAAUCUACACCGGACUCACCUCUCUGCACCAUUGUGAACCCAAAUGAAUUCAAAGAUGAAAAAAAUAACAUGAUCCAAACCUUUGUAUUACACUGCCAAAGUGAGUAAGUAAGCGAUAAGGAGAAGCACUCAUCUUAUAACCAAACGCAAAGCAACAUCACCUCCUCAGCAGAUAAGCCAGCCCUGAGAGGACCAGGCGGCAGAGAAGCUGCAGAACGACGCGGCCCAGAGAUAGUCAGACAAACAAACAAAAAAAAGAAAACUGUGACCUGCUUUGAUCUGCAGCUGCCUCCUGCAGUCGCGACAAAACUACAGCGAUUCUACAGUGAUGGCCCAGACUAGUGAAUAUGGACAAUGCUGUGAACUUGCCUACAAGAAAGACUUAAUGAAACGGAUACAAACCCUGCCACAGUGUGAUUUUUGUGAAUGGUAACAGAGAGGACGGAUAGAGAAAAAAAUAGGAAAGGAAAAGCUACACAGCCUCAAAGAAGAUAAAGAUACAACACACGGCAACGGAGCUGCCAAAAACCUCAAAACAAGCUUGAAAACAUUAUACAAGAAGGCAUAGAAUAAUGUGGAGAUUAAUGGGAAGAUUGUUUCUAAGUCCUUUUUUCAAAGCUUCACAAUGAGGAGAUAUUUCAAGGAAUUGCUGUUACCUUUACAUUCACUCCCUCCUUUUCCAAAGCAUGAUAAACAGAUGUAAGAGCCUAGUAAAGGGUGGUGUAGACUUGGUUAUCCUCUCUCUUUCUACCUCCCCUCACCCCACACCUCCCUUCUAUGCUCUUCCCCGACAACUUGACUCAAGUUUGCCCCUAACCACCGCCUGCUUUGGACAGAGCCUCAGAGCAGUCACAUGGGAAGGAUUCAAACCUGCUUGUAGAUAUUGUUCCUCUUUUCAUUUUUCAAUAAUGUCGCUUGUCGCUGAUGUCCAUAUGUGCUGCCCUUGUGUGUAUCCGGAAAGAUGGACUUUGUUUUGGUUUCUGUUCCCUUUCAUUUUCCUCCUUUGAGUUUGGGCUGAGCAGUGAAGUCAGAGCAAGGACACUUGUUUAUGAGAGGAAGUCCCACAUUGUACUUAUUGUUUGCUUUCUUGUAUCUAUAUUAAUGAGAUGAAACCCCUCUUGUAGAAUAUUUUGUAUUGCUCACAUUGUAAGACAGUGAGAGGACGGAGGUGCAAUAUGAAGAGAAUUCAGCUACUGAAUGGAACCUCAGCAACUGCCCAUAGGGUGUCAUAUAAUAUAGAUACAUAUAAAUAUAUUUAAAGUAACAUCAGUAACUUAAUGUGAAUGUACAUAGUAUUUAAAGAGGUCCAAAAAUGUGUUUGCCAAAUAACAGAAACCUUAAAAGUUUAAUGUCCAGAAUAGGAUUUUCUCACAGUACAUUUGUUUCUCGAAUUUAUCAAUUCCUUUUUUUUCUCUCAUACAAGCUAAACACUUAAAUUUUCACUCAAAUCAAAGUGUCACGUGACCCUGAGUGGGGGAGACUGUUGGUAACAGAGAUAACCUGGCUCCAUGAAAGACCACAAUGCAUGUAGCUGAAAAAGGAUUAAAAAAGAUGAAGGAUGGAUGGACAAGACAAGACUUCCUGUACAUUUUCUAAAAUAAUUAGGCCUUAAUUUACAAUUGAGGAAAAAUCAUCCCCAUUGUAUUACAUCGAGAGAACCUCUGACAAAUAAUAAGAUGUUUAUGUUGUACUAAAAUUUUAUUAAUUUUUUAUGGAAGGGGUGCUAUUGGGCCUAAAUCCUGUUAUUUUCAUCCACCCCAGGUCAGUUUAGAUCCAGCGGGAGGGGACUCAACAGUGUGUGUUUUAACCUGCUAUUGACUAAAAAGCCCCAAUAGAGUCAGUAGUUAAAUAAAAAGGGAUAAAGGUGCUGUCUCAGUUUCAAAUUUAAGUUCAUUCCCUCCAAAUUUAGGAACUGUCAAACUUGAUCAUGUCAACUGUUCUGUUUAUUGCCAUCCUUUCGGCUCAUGUGCCACUGUAGUGACCAUCUCUCUUGGUCCUCAUCAACCUGUGUUUGUUUGUGUGUGGUUAGGAGUGUUUGUUUCCCCCAAGGUGCAGGACAAGCCAUUACUGUAGGAUUAUGAUGAUAUGCCAGUGUUAAGCUACAGUAAACUUCAAAGCUAAUUUUGUUACCCAAUCUUGGAAAUGUUGCUUUUUUUUUUUUAACUGAUUAUUUUUUAUUUGUAAAGAUGCAAUAUGAUCUGGGUCCAGGCCAAGAGAUAUGCAUCACCUCUUUAGGUUUAUGGUAUUCUUUUCACCCUUCCCACAUGCUCCAGCAAUAUGAUCACCUCUCGUAAAAACAUGCAUGUAAAACAGUCUCAAGGCCUUUAAAAAAAAACUGUAUGAGCAGCCAUGCUCAAACUAAUUUUAUAUUGAUCAUUGUAAACUCUGCGUGGUUGGCCUUAUACACACUUGGACCAAACUUGAAAAAAAAUAGGUAACUUUCUUUUUGCAGUUGAGUGGUAUAGGAAAACAAAAACUCUGCUUUUUCUGCUUUUGAUUUGUCAACAGAUCGAUAAAAGGGCAUCAUUUUUUUGGUAUAUCUGAGACAUAUAAUUCAAACGGAAUAAGCUGCAAGGUACCCCUGCAUCUGUGUAUAGCAUCCAUGUUUGUGUGUCAUAAUUACCGUAAUUUUUGUGUUGACCUCAGCCUUUUUUUGUCAUUCACCUUCCCCCAAUGCUGAAUUCCUCCACUACCGCCACAGCCCACUCUUCACAAGCCCCUCUCACACUUAGCUACCUCCUGUGACCAUACAGCUAACCACCAGGAGAGGUUGACCUGGACUUUGAAAAGCUGGGCUGAGAGCAGACAAGGAAAUGCACAUUCAACAGCGAUCAUAUGGUCCUGUCUGAAAAUGAUAAACACAAAAGUGUUGAAAGGAACUGCCAUUACUUGUGAUGUGGAAGACUUUUUAUUCCCACCAGUCUUCACCUUUUUGAUCACAUCUUGCCAACCAAACUGAUACCACUGGAGUUUAGUAAUCAUUUACUCUUACUGUAACAACCCGCAUAUUACCAAACUGACACAUAGAAUCAACCAUGACAUGCCAUUUGUUGUCAAAAACCAAUAAAAGCACAGACCAAAGUACUCCUGCAUUGCCAUAGUAGUCUUUGACACAGUGUGUACUGACAGACCAGAAAUAAUAAGGUUAGACCUCCACUACACCAGUUAACCAAAGUGUCUGAAAUACACACACUCAGAGCACAAGAGAGAAGAGCACGCUCAAUGAACCAGCUGAGUUUCAAAUGUGUAGAAUUCCUAUUCAAGCAAUCAAAGCGCUUGUUGUCUACAUAUUGAAUAGUGCUUCUGUAGAAACAAUAUGGGCAUCUCCUUUGGGAAAGCCUACUGAUUGCGUGUUCUUACAGUUACAAAGCCUUGCAGAGAUAAAAUGAAUGCAUGGUGGGUGUGUGUUUGUGUGUGAAUCGUGGUGUGUGUUUUUAUAAAAAAAAAAAAAAAAAAAAGAUCCUUUUUCUUUGUGUCUCUGUACAAACUACUUGAAACCCUCAGAGCUUUAAUGAAACAUCCCAGACAGACUACAGUGGCAGAUCGAUUCACAAUAUGUAGCAACAGCUUUGUGCAGUAAAAUACCAUGUUUGGGUGUAAUAUCCACAUCAAAACAACAUUUUAAUGACAGUUCCAUUCAACUCUAAGUGCUUUGCAUGUGCCUCCUUGUCUGCAAGUAAGCCCUCAGACAAAAUAAACAAAGCCAAACCCAAUAGACCACUUCUAAAUGACCAAAAUACAACCAAAAGCUACAAAUUUUUUUUUUUUAGAUUUUACUUUGGUUAAGGUUUUUGUCUAUUUUCCCAGCGUUAGAGAGCGUCAUGUCCCACUAAUGUGUGGGACAUGCAGCUGCAGUAUAAAAAUCUGAGCUGUCGAGGAAAGAGAAAACUGUCCCUCACUGAGAUUCUCCCUCCUGUUAUCAUCAGACAGGAUACAAAAGAUCAGAUCAAUGUGUUGUUCAGCUGGUUGUAAACUUCAUUAAAUCAUGAAACAAAGCAUAUUGGUGCUGUGGUGUCAUACACUUUUCUCUGUGAAGAUAUUAUAGAUUGAAUACGCAUAAAGGCUCUGCUGUUGUUAGUACCAUCCAAGGGUCUCUGAACACUUUAUAUCAGCCACUUUUCUGUUUGUUAAACUAUGUACAUGAUAUGGGCAAAACGCAUGUUUAGAAAAGACAGAUAUUAGCAGGUUGGCAUUUGUCUCUCCCUACCCAAACCAGUAACUCUACCAAUGAAGUUUCAAGGCUCAUCUGAUGUGAUGGUGACACGUCCUUCCUGUGAAACAGGCACUGAUCAAUAGCUACAGUAGAAAGCUAAAGUGGCAAACAGUGGAUUCAGCACUAGUUUUCCCAAAAGCCAUGGCUCAGGAUGGUCUUGUUUUUACCUUUGCAUAAACUGAAAAAAGGUUUAUGGUUUUAUAUGUGUAGGGAAGCAUUCUAUACUGUAUUGUGCAAUACAUUAUUACAGAAAAAACAUGUUUCUGUAGGAAAGGUUGGCGCUUUGAAGAUCUUUCUCCUUUUGUUUUGUUUCCCUCUUCCAAAAGUCCUGUUGCCGUUUUUAGAUGAAGUUAACUGUGCCAGAAGAAUUAAAUUCUGAUUUGUAUUUAUUUCUUGCAUGCUUUCCUCCCUGUUGCUAAUAACGCUCUUUAACUGUUCGCUCUGUUGGAUGUGUGAAGCUGUAAAACAUUCUAAUUCAGGUUAUUGUCUGUGUUGAACAAUGUAACUGUGUAAUUAA
This is a messenger RNA of Xiphias gladius (swordfish), 9373 nucleotides long. It is a transcript of the gene cbfa2t3, whose product is annotated as CBFA2/RUNX1 partner transcriptional co-repressor 3. Gene Ontology annotation, molecular function: transcription corepressor activity. The record is from RefSeq and is a predicted model, not a curated record. Gene Ontology annotation, cellular component: nucleus. Bases 1650 to 3878 code for a protein of 742 amino acids. NCBI's taxonomy places the organism in Eukaryota, Metazoa, Chordata, Actinopteri, Istiophoriformes, Xiphiidae. The transcript has 13 exons. Gene Ontology annotation, biological process: DNA-templated transcription; negative regulation of DNA-templated transcription.